AUGUGUACCCAUCACGAGUGUGGCAGGGUGCUGUACUUGUGCUUGGCAUGCAUGUGUGACUUGAUGCCUCUGCACAUUCUAGCUGGCAUGCUCAGGGCCUUGAACCAAGUAGGGCAACCAGCCAAUCAUCGGCCGCUUCCCAUUUUGGCUCAAGUUCCAAAGUUUCAAGAUUAUGCGAAUACGAAGACGCUGUGCAUGCCGCAGCUGCAGCGCGUGAGACAAAUGGCACUGAUGGAGGAGAAGAUGGCUGAGUUGAAAGCCAAUGCGAGCGCUGGCUGCCCGCCAGAGGUGUUUCAAGCUGCGCGCGUGAUCCUUCAGGGCGGAGUGAACCUCUUGAGCAAGUGA
Messenger RNA from Prorocentrum cordatum, 345 nucleotides. Lineage: Eukaryota; Dinophyceae; Prorocentrales; Prorocentraceae. The record is from the annotation of a GenBank genome assembly.